Paramuricea clavata is the source of this 9067-nucleotide messenger RNA. Lineage: Eukaryota; Metazoa; Cnidaria; Anthozoa; Malacalcyonacea; Plexauridae. The record is from the annotation of a GenBank genome assembly.
AAACAUCCAAGAAACGUCCAUGUGGUGCAACAAAUGUUCACUUGGAAUUGAAGACCCGGAAACCUUAUCAAAUGGACGAGGAUUUGAUUUCCACGAUUCACUGGGAGCUUAACACUACACUCUGUCAAUGUAUGUAACUUAGAUUGAUUUAGCUACUACAUAGGAAGUUUUUCGCACAACGGACUGUAUAGGAUCAACUGAGAUAUAAGGAUCAAGGAUAAUUCAUAGCGCCAUAUUGUUUAUUGUUAGUAUUACAGUAAUAGAAAUACAUGCAUGCACCACUAACACCCCUAGCCUAUAUUUUUCAAACGUUGAUUUAACAUGCAUGAAGUAUCAGUAAUUAGCCAACUCUGAACGGCAGGCUCAUGUUGUGUGUUGCCAUAUGUAGCAAAACAGUUAUUUUCAAAUUCUUAAAAUAUUUUUUCAACAAAAUGGCAACAACAGUUAAGAGAUUAUAGUACUUUUAACUAUACAACGACCAAUUUACAAUAUAUAUACUGUUGGUAUGUUAUUUUGCAUUUUGUGAGCUUUGAUCUUAUGUGAAAUUUCACCAGAAACAUAAUUUAGUAAAUUAUUUAACUUUUUUCCUUAAUUAACUUAACAAAGUAAUUUCGCAGCUACACUGAAAAGGAAAACAGUGCAUUUUGUACGCAAAAAAAUAAAGCAUCAAAAUUCAGAAGUAUUUAUUUUCAAGGCACACUUGCCCUGUCUCUCACGAUUUUCUAUGGUAGCUAAUAUCGAUUCUUCCUAUUUCUUCAACGAAAAAUUGCUUCAAAGAUCAUUGUAUGAAACGAUUUUCUGAAUAAGUAGUGAGAUGUUGCUUAUCCCACUCCUGUGAAGCAUCCAUAAUUUUGAGAACAUGCAGUGAGGUUGUCCAACCACACACCCAUGACAUUUAUACUCGUUCCACUAUCGUAUGUUUCAAAUAAUAUCGUUUCAAAUUUCAAAACUAACAUGCACUUAAAGUUUCUUGCAAAGAUCUUCAGUUUAAUACAACGCUCAAAAUAACGUUCUUACUACCCGGUGUCCAAUAAUUUAGUCGUGGUGGUCAAUUUCUGUGUCUGCUUGGUCUGAUAGUUUCCAUAAGUGGUGGUACAGUAAAAUAGUUGAAUUUUCUAUUGCUAGCGGUGGUUGGUUGUUCUUCAUCAAAGGCUAUUAUAUUUGGGUUCCCAACCGCUGGUAAUCCUGUGUUUUCUAUCUGCAUGAUCAUGUCCCUGCUCGCCGUCUUGAGCUGGUGUCACCGCAUCGGUUACGUCCACCCCACUAUUCUGGUCACACGCCAAUGGUACGAAUGUUAACCCAUCUAAUUCGUCUUCAUCUGAUUCCAGCUCACUAGUCGAUCUUGUGCUGGGAAGAACUGUAUUCUCCCUUUGAUGCCGGACGAGGUGUUUUUUUGUUCAACAGCGGUUCUACGGGAAGUGAACUACACGGUAAUAGCAUAUUACGAUGAGGAGCUCUACUCACCAUCAGAACAUCCGGGUUUAACUGUACAAACUGGGUUAUCCUACCCUCUUCUUGUGACCACGAUAUGUGUAAGGUUUAUUUCAUUUACUCAGAUUUCGUACAAGAACUCUAUCCCCCGGUCGUAAAUCAGAACUAACAGAUGCGGUGGUCGUAUUAGCUUUUUCCUCUGUGAACUCUUUUCAAUUGCAAUCUUGUAGACUUCAGACAUCGCUUCGCUCCAGUUCUUCUCCAAGUUUAGGAUCAUAUCAAUAGGUAGAUACGGUGGCCCAAAAGGGCCAUCGCUUAAAAGAAACUAACGUUGUAAUCGUCCUAACACUGCUCGUCGCUUAAUAACAAUAUAUGAUUUGUUGGGUUAUUCGCCUGCACUUCCAUAAAAUUAGUCUUCGCUUUCUUUUACUGUUAGCAAUAUCUCAUUAUACAGAAGGGCCAAGGCAUUGUUUCAUCUGGUUCUGUAUUAACUCGACACUGAAUGUUUGCCUUGCAACAACCUCGACACUGAAUGUUUACCUGUUUACCACUAGGUAUAACAACGUCCUUUUUGUUUGUUUUUACAUUGCAAAAAUAAUCACUGACAGCACAUUGAACGAAGUUAAUUAAUGUUUGCGCCGCACUAUUGUCAAGUCCAACAAAUAAAAAUUGACUGAUUUCUGACAAUGAAUCAUGUUCAUUUGUCACAUUAUCUUGAAUCACAUUGUUGCCCAUUAUUGGGUACUGAAUUGUUUCAGUUGUGACAACAAAUGGCAAGCGUACAUGAGUGUUCUUUGAAGACAAGUAGUCUUAAAGAUUUUAGGGUUAGUAUAUGAUCGGCUGUUCUAUGAUUAGGUAAGAACCCAAUUUGUGAAGGAUGAAGAGUGUCAUUUUCUUAGGUAAAAGUAUGAGUCUUUCGUUGAGUAUUAAACAGAAAAAUUUACCAGGACAACUUGUAAUACAUAUUCAUCGAUAAUUAUUGCAGUUAAGACGCUCGUCUGAUUUGAAAAUUGGGGUUAUUAAACCUUCACACCACUGACUAGGAAAGUUUCCCGCUUCAAGUAUAAGAUUACACCUGUUUUCAAAAUUACGCGACCAAGGACGAAAAUGCUAGAGUUGACAUGUCAGUUUUAUGUCAUCGGGUCACGAAGUUUAAACUUUGAGUUUUGCGGUUCCUUGUCGAUGUAUACAGGGUGUAUCAAAAAAAGCGCAAUCCUCGACUGAAAUGUAAAUUGCUAAACAAAUAAUAGACGAAAACGUUAAAGUUUACAUUCAUUUUAAAGCGUAGCCAUUCAGCUUUCUAACAGUGGGUUGUUUCUUAAAUUUGACUCAUUGGUUCGCGGCUAAUAAUACUUUACGUUAUUGCUAUUGGAGAUUAAAAAAAUUGAGAUGGAAUAACAAAUCGUUCUCAUGAAAAUAACUGAUUUUUUCAUUAAAACAAAAAAAUGCUGCAUUUUAUUAAAUGGAUUGUAACAAUAAGUAUAAUUACGGCUUUUCUUCCACUAUUUUUAACUCAGUUUGAAACUUCAAAUGCGAUAUAAUUUUGGCUUGGACCAUCUAAGCUGACUGACAUCAACUUGCUAUAAUUUCUGUUUACGUUACAUCGCAAUUCGAUGACACUCUGGCUCAGACACCAGAAUGUUUUGACGAUUUUUAGCAUUCGUUUAGGAUUUUCAAACAACCUGGUCUCUUUUAAAAUACUUUGAAUUUGUUCUUACGUGGUUUUCCAGAUGUAGUGACGACAACAUUAAAGUUUAAAGAAGAAAAUUCUAACAUUUAAACCGACUAAACAAUAACAUAGUAAACAUGCAUAAUUAAACAGCAACUAAAAAUGAUAGGUUUUACUAAAUCUUUUCCUGUGCAAUUAUUACUAGCACUGGAGACAAGGAUAAUAGUUUGUGUGAAAGAGAAAAGAACAGGCUAACUUUGAAGUAAGCCUAAAAGCGUUUAACUAGAAAUAGUAUGUCGAAAGUUACUAAGCACAAAAGAUGAAUUGCGUUUAUUUUGAUACACCCUGUAUAUUGUUUGUAUGCUUUAUAUAAACAGGCUUACAAUGAUUUUCAAGAUAUUUUAGUGAGAAUUAUUGCAAAAUUUAAGCACAAACAAAAUCAUAGCAUCACCGUUGUAGUCUAGCGAGCGUGUUUUAUACUGACAGCUAAAUUCCAGUAUAAAUUGUUAUUUUUCAAACUUUAAAAAUUAUUCACGGCACAUAUUUCUGUUGUGAUGGUUUGUGUUGUACUUUAGUUUGUAUAUCUAAGUUAUCUAACUCAUUUUUGUUCAGUUUUGGUAUCAAAUACGGUUUAAAAUGUCUUUUGACAGUUUGUUUACGUUUGCUAUUUUUAGCAGUUUUUGUGACAUAAAACUGACAUUUGAAGUAAGAGUAUUUAUCAGGGAGGUCGCGUAAUUUUGAAAAUGGGUGUAAUUGAAACAACUACAAUGUGACUGUUAAAUUUUCAAAAUGUACGAACAUUUGCAACGUAUCUGUGUAAAGUCUAGAAAGCACGUUGCGCAUUUCAAAUUCGUGUGAAAAGUAAUUUGACGGCUAUUGGCCCUUUCCUGGGACGAAAUCGUAUCGUUUGCUAUAUUUUUUGUUGUCUUGCACUAUAAAACUGCCAAAACUCAAAACCUUACUGCAAUCUUUAGGGGCGGAUCCAGCGUUUUGAAUGACCGGUUUACUAGGUCCACGCGACUACUGGGUAGUCCGGGGACAUGCUCCCUCUGGAAAUUUUUUAAAAUUUUGGCUUCUGAAACAGCAUUUCCUGCGUUCUGACCACAGGGAGCGCCACUAUGAGUUAUGAUUGAAAUAAUAUUGUAUUUCUUUUUAAAAACCUACUUGAAUCGCUUGAUAAUUGAUUAUUUCUUCUCUCGAAAUUCUGUAAACAUUUUAAACUGCUUGAAUCAUUAUUACUAUCACUCUACGUGAAGUAUAGAUGAUCGCUGACAAGUAAGGUACGCGGGCGCGAAAAGACGAAGGCGGCGAAAGAAGGGAGAAUUAAACAAAAUAAUUGAAAUAAUAUUGUAUUUAUUUUUAAAAACGUACUUGAAUCCCUUGAUCAUCCAUUAUUUCUUCUCUCGAAGUUCUGUAAACCUUUUAAACAGCUCGGACUCAUUAUACUUGACGUCACGAGAACAACCUACUUAUGGAACAUAUUGUGCGAAAAAACCCUUCGAGUGUUUCAUGUAAAAACAUACGAAAAAUCAAUCGUUUAUUUAAUCUACUGCAUCAGUUGUGAAGAUAUAUCCAGAAAGAAAUUGUGAAUUUUAAGGCAUUUAGAAAUGUCAUGUAGUCGAAGUUUCAACCCUUUAGUUUAAUUCUUCCUUCUUUCGCCGCCUUCGUCUUUUCGCGCCCGCGGUCCUUACUUGUCAGCGAUCAUCUAUACUUCAUGAAACGUCAUGUUGAGUGAUAGUAUAAUGACUCCAAGCAGUUUAAAAUGUUUACAGAAUUUCGAGAGAAGAAAUAAUCGAUUAUCAAGGGAUUCAAGUAGGUUUUUAAAAAUAAAUACAAUAUCUAUAUAAACGAUAUUUCCAAAAAUAUUAAAUCCCAAAUCUGUUUGUUUGCUGGUGAUGGAAUCAUUUAUAGAGAAAUUAAUAGCGAUCAAGUUACAAGAGGAUGUAGACAAUCUAAAUAAUUGGGCUAACAGGCGGCAACUAAAUUUCGAUUCCUCAAAAUGCUACCACCUACGAAUUACAAAUAAACGUGUCCCUGAAAUAUAUAGUUAUAUGAUGCAUAAUCAAAUCAUUAGCAGAGUAUCUUCUACCAAUUAAAUACAUGGGCAUUACUAUAAACCACAACUUGAACUGGGACAAACAUUGUGACAUCAUAUGUUGUAAGGCAAAUAGCAUGGCUUACUUAGAAGAAUCCUUGGUGAAUGUAGCGCGGCUGUUAAGUCAAGAGCGUAUACUAGUCUUGUCCGUCCACAACUUGAGUAUGCUUCUACAGUCUGAAACCCUUACACUAAGAUUCUAAGAGAAACAUCAACAAGAUCGAGAUGGUUCAACGCAGAGCUGCUAGAUUUGUCUUCAAUGACUAUUCCAAAGCUAUCCACGUCUCUCCAAUGAUCGACCACCUGGGUUGGGACAAUCUCCAACAAUGCUACAUCAAGCCACUAUGUUCUACAAGAUCCAUCAAGGCCUUGUUGCAAUCAGUCUUCCUGAUGAUGUGUGUCCUUUGACAAGAGCAUCCAGGCUGCCUAAUGUCUGUCCUUACCGCCAAAUUCAGUUAUGUGUCAAUGUAUAUAAGUUUUCAUUUUAUCCAAGAACAAUCGUUACCUGGAAUCACAUCCCAUUUAACAAUCUUUGCCAAUCAACCCCAAGUUUCAAAACACUUGCCAUGCCCUCAAUUAAGUCACUUAAUGUAGCUAUAAUUAGUAUCGUUUUGAAUUGUUUGUAUUGCACUAUAUGUUCGUUUUGUAGUCUCAGUGUUGUUGUUGCCGUUAUUGCUUUGCCGUUGUUUUUGUUAAUAGCAUAUAACAACAUCAUUCUAAUUACCGCCUAAUAUAUGUGUCAUACAGUGAUUAUGAAGUCUUUCUUGUAAACAAAUAUAAAUAUUAUCUAGUUUCCCAGUAUAUAUAACUCCUCCCAGUGUAGUAUAAUACUGUUUUAGGAGUAUUUCAUUAAUUAAAGCGCUACAAUUAAAGCAUAAUUGCGGGUGGUAAUGUGUAAUUCACGCGAUGUUUCAGUCCACGACCCACGACGAUAUAUUGAGUGUUAAUUCUGUUUUUGAAUAGCUGGAGGGCUAGUGUCAUAACUUACUCGGUGAGUACUCGCCCUCCAGUUAUUCAAAAACAGCAUUGGCAACAAGCAGUAUGCAAAUUAAUCCUUGCCCGUCCUUUAAGUAUAGAUUCCACUACGCUUGCCAUUGCCGUAGAAAAUUGCGAACAAAGUUUGACUUAGAAAAUUUCGGCCUGAUCGAAAAGAAUUUUCGUGAUAGACCGACUAAGAAAGGUUCAAAACGCAUAUUGAUGCAGAUAGUUUUGGUUCAGGAGAAUUUUAAAGACUCAAGAGAAGCUCAGAUUGAACCUCUACUCAUUGAGUGUGAGUGAUCUUUUAAAAUACGGCCGUUAGUCUAGUAUUACAGCAUUUCGUAAUUGGAAACCAUGUAAGUGGGUGUAAAUACGCUCGGUAUCAAAAAAUCAAAUUUCAAUUACACAAUUUUAUGAAACAGAAUAUUCUUUAAAUUAGUGAUAUAUGCAUGGAAGGUUAUAGAUUUUCUUUCUUUGGAAAAUUACAGGUGUAUAUAAACCUGUCAAACCUAUCUGAAUCUGCCCAAUAUAUUACCCAAUGAUGAAUUAAAUUCUGUCAGUAAUAAUGUAAUUAUAUCAAUUCUGUUUUGCAGUCUUCGAAAGAAAGAAGCUGGAAUAUAUUACUCAUGAACUUUCUAGUACGAUGAAAGGCUGCAAUCCGGGAGGAAAUACGAUAAAAACCUCCUUUUCGGUAAGUUUGUUCGAACUAACUGAACUAACCUACGACGACGGUGUUAGUACGUUUCGUGGAGUGUUUUUUAGCACACUUAGUUCACUGCAGUGGUCUAAAAAUUAGGAGUAUAUAAAAUACUUUUCCUGAAACUAGAAUGUUUAUAGGGGACCCAUUGCAGUUAACGUAAACUGAACUUCAUAUUUGUAGGAUAUUUAUGGGCAUGAUUAGGAUAGGAAAGUAAAAAACGCGAAUUGCAUGACGGGACAGAACAUGCGUGUGAGAGAAGUAUGCGCGAAUUACUGAGAAACAUAUAUUUUAUAAGUUGAGUUUUAGUUUAUUGAAGUUAUUUAUACAAACUCUUUCCACCCAGUAUGAGUCGAGAAAUAAUUAACUUAAAUGGUCCUUUCAAGCCGGAUUGGAAAGACGAAACUUUAAUAACAUUACGAGAAAGAGUUGAAAUUCGCAGCAAGAAGUCCAGUGAUUGUUCUACCAACCGAAAUUAAGUGUAUGACGAAUUUCAAGCAGAAAACUUGGAGAAAGACAAGAGAUCAAGAACACUCCACAAAACACAUUUACGGCGAAUGAUAAUUACGUGAAACGAAAGAACUAUUGACGACAUUUCACGAACGAAAACGUAAACAUCGGAAAAAAUUUAAGCAUUACAAGUCUACGCUAGAGCGAAAGAGAUACUUGACUAACGACCUUGACAAGUCCAUUUUAAACGGAAUUAAAGACGAGGAAAUCAAAGCCGAAAUCGAAGAGGCGUUGAAGUUUACGGACGCGAUAAAUCUGACUUUAAUAGCUCUCAAGGAAGCUAAAAUAUCAAAGGGGAACGAAGGCAAAAAUGUCGAGAACGCAAGUCAACAUGAAGUUGAAAGUUCAGUCAAUCAAUCAAUCAAUCAAUCAAAACAAUUUGUUUAUCCACUGUAAAAUCUUCAGUUACAAAGUAAUAGAAUACAUACAAUACACGAUACACAUUUAAAAUACGUACAUGAUAAAGAUAUUAACUGAUUUACAAGAUUGCCGUGUGGGAAUCAGAUUACGUUAUCAUAAUAUUUAUUACUUGCCUUCUUAAACUGUGGUAACGGUUGGCAUUUUCUUAUAUCUUGCGGGAAACUAUUAAAAAAUACAGCCACACUAUAACAAAAGAGAUUUCACAAUCUCUAGAAGAGGAAAUCACAACACAUCGAAUAUUUCAAUCGGUAUCAAGGUAAGAGCUAGACUUCCUAAGCUACAAUUAUCUACAUUUGAUGGAAAUUAAACUAGUAGCAACUAAGAACCCUCAGGAGGAACCGGCAUAAAAGAGAGAAUCGUGGAUUUUUUUGGUCCUAAAGAUCCUACAACAACAUCAGCAUUUGUGGUUGGAGGAAAUAGAGAACAUACCUGUAUUUACUGUGCUGAACCACAUUUAUCGAUUAACUGUACAGUAGUCACGAAUGUUACGUAAUUUUUUAAACGUAGUGGGAAUUUUUGUGCUUGUACCAUGAAGAAUCAUAUAAGCAAUACCUCCCGAUCAAGAACACGGUGUGGCGAGUGUCAGGGACGACUUUAUACCAGCAUUUGUUCUCAAGGCAAAGAAACUCGCACACAAGAAAUGAAGAGCGUUGAGUUACAAACUGUAGAGCGCGGGGGAAAUAAUAGAGCAGAGAACAGCUCAAAGCAAGACCCAAGGAACAAAGACAUCGCAGCACCUGAAGAGUCAUUAAAAAUGUGUGUCAACACAAAGAACGCAGUUCUACUCCAGACUGCUAAGGGGAGAAUUUAUCGACCAGAUAUGCCACAUCGUAAACAUAAGGCUAGAAUCUUCCUUGAUGGGCGGAGACAUCGAACCAGAAAGAGUCAUGUCACAGAAAAAGUUAGAAAUGAAAUUAAUUUAGUAAUCUCACAUUCAGAAUCGUUGGCAAUCAAGUCAUUUGGAUCAAGUGGUGGAACUGCUCAGGUAUGUGACAUAGUGGACUUAUGUAUUAGUGUGGACGGAGAUUAUGAUGUGAAAUUAUCAGCUAUCAGUGUACCAUUAAUUAGUGCCCCAGUGCAAGGGCAAUACUUGAAGCAUGCAGUGAAGAGUUACCCAUAUCUGCCAAAUUUGCAGUUGGCUGAUGAUUGCGAAGGACACUCCCCGACUGAUGUCAUAGUGGGAACUGACCAAUAUUGGAACCUAGCUAUAGUGACCGGGGAGUGGCCAGAGGAGAAUCUGGACCAGCUGCUAUACAUACAAAGCUAA